Molecule: messenger RNA, 2693 nt
Organism: Heterocephalus glaber (naked mole-rat)
Lineage: Eukaryota; Metazoa; Chordata; Mammalia; Rodentia; Bathyergidae
Gene: Cwc25
Product: CWC25 spliceosome associated protein
Biological process (GO): mRNA splicing, via spliceosome
Cellular component (GO): U2-type spliceosomal complex
Source: RefSeq, a predicted model, not a curated record
CGCGCUCUGAUGACGUUUUACCGGAAGUGCGCUCUAGGCUGAGCCCAAAAAGUCUCCGCUGCUGCCUCCAGACACCAGGUCGUGCGAGGGCGGGCCCGCACGCCGUCGCUGCGUUUCCUCCCGGUCUCUUCUGAGCCUCCCGAUCCGCUUGCCGAGGACACGUCGCCACCACCAUGGGGGGCGGGGACCUGAACCUGAAGAAGAGCUGGCACCCGCAGACCCUCCGCAAUGUGGAGAAGGUGUGGAAGGCCGAGCAGAAGCAUGAGGCUGAGCGGAAGAAGAUUGAGGAGCUGCAGCGGGAGCUGCGGGAGGAGCGGGCCCGGGAGGAAAUGCAGCGCUACGCGGAGGAUGUGGGUGCUGUCAAGAAGAAGGAGGAGAAGCUGGACUGGAUGUACCAGGGUCCUGGUGGAAUGGUGAACCGGGAUGAGUACCUGCUGGGCCGCCCCAUCGACAAGUACGUGUUCGAGAAGCUGGAGGAGAAGGAGGCUGGCUGCUCCUCCGAGACCGGGCUCCUCCCGGGCUCCAUCUUCGCCCCGGCAGGGGCCAACUCACUUCUGGACAUGGCCAGCAAGAUUCGUGAGGACCCGCUUUUCAUCAUCAGGAAGAAAGAGGAGGAGAAAAAAAGAGAAGUGUUGAAUAAUCCUGUGAAAAUGAAGAAAAUCAAGGAACUGUUGCAAAUGAGUCUGGAAAAAAAGGAGAAGAAGAAAAAGAAGGAGAAGAGAAAGAAGCACAAGAAACACAAGCACCGGAGUGCGAGCAGCAGCCGGUCCAGCAGUGAGGACGAGCCGGGCCCGGGCCGGGGCAGGUCUCAAAAGAAGGAGACAGAUUCCCUUCCGGUUUUGUCCAAAGCCCCCGGCUAUGGCUUACAGUGUCUUGCUAAGUUGCUGAAGCCAGGUUACUACUUGCAGUCCUGCCACAUCCUCCCGAGUGCGGGAUUCCAGGUCCGGCACUCUGCCCAGGACCGGGGGCCUCAGGGCCCUUCGGUGGCCCAGUCUAAGGGCGCCUUUGGGAUGAAUAACCGGUCCAGGUCCCCGAGCUCCUCCCGCUCCCCGUCCAGACACUCGGGCAAGAAGAGCGGCAGGGACAGGAGGUCGCGGUCCCCACGGCACAGCACAGCGCACAGCGGGAGGGGCAGCCGCGGAGAGCGGGCCCCGAGCCGGAGCCCAGCCCCGAAGAAAGAGGCCCACUCCCAGAGGCGCAAGCCCGGCUACACCAGAAAACUCUCAGCCCAGGAACUGGAGCGGAAACGGCAGGAGAUGCUGGAGAAUGCCCGCUGGCGGGAGGAGGAGCGGCUCAACACCCUGAGGAGGCACGCGCGCGAGGAUGAGCGAGCCCGCCGGCUGGAGCAGCUCGACUCUCGUGAUGGCAAGUUCAUCCACCGCAUGAAGCUGGAGAGCGCAGCCACAUCUUCCCUCGAGGACCGGGUGAAGCGCAACAUCCACUCCCUGCAGCGGACCUCGGUGGCCCUGGAGAGGAACUUCAUGAGGAGAUGAGCGCCGUCCUGUGCUGGCCUUCCUAUGUCCCUGGGGAGGCCACCAGCCCUAUACGAUCCUCUUUAUAAGAGUUCGGGCGACUUCUUCCACAGUCGUGGAGCAGCACUGUUCAAAGUGACCCUGGCCCCUUUGUGAGCCUGGUGAAGAUGGGUGUCCGAGGGUGGGGGCCUUCUCCUGGCCUGGGCUGGUGGGGGCCUGGGCUCGGUCUUCACCGCACCUUUCUCCCACCCGUUCCCCUGCCGCAGUGUAGGCUGGACCUGCUGGAAACCUUUCCCGAGUCACGGGCUGGAUCGUGCUUACCCGGACAAGUGAACAUUUCCUCGAUUCAUGUGGAUAAAGUGACAGGAUGACGUCCACUUAGGGCAGAGCCAAGAUAGUGACCGAACCAGGGAGAGAAAACAGCAAAGCAAGCCCUGAUGGACCUAAAUGGUUCUGAAGUGUAAAGGCAGAAGGUGUGCAUAGGUACUAAUGUAUUAUUUUACACGCUGUUAAAAGCACUCUUGGUGAGAACACCUUGUUUGUAAGUGACUGUUCCUUACUGAACCACAGCGAGGCGAGUGACCUUGUUUUCAGCCUAAAUCAAGUGGCUGAGGAGGGCCCUGGGAUUCCAGGUGGAAGGGAUGGGUUUCUCUCCUGUCCCUGGGGAAUGUAGGAGUCAGGACCACGCUGCCCGUGUGCUCCUGCCUCCUUCCUUUUAAAUCAUGUAGUAACCUUACUACAGUUUUGGGUUUUGGGGAGGAGUUUGCUAAUCCAGUAUUUUUCAGUCAGAUGUUACAAAAACAAUACCAGAAGUCUCAAGGAGCAAGCUGGGCGUGUCCCAGCACUCUGGGGGAGGGUCGCUGUGAGUGUGAGGCCAGGAGCCUCUGGAAACAAGUCCAGGGGCUUUUCUUUACCCCAGUUUUUGUGUGUAUGGUGCUGGCAUGGACCCAGGGCCCCACUCCCCCACUCUGCCCGGCAGUGGGCCCCACCUUAGCUGGGCCAUUCCUUUGUUCUCCUUCCUCACCAGCUUUGAACUAACGCAUUGGGAUUUUCAGUUUUGAACACUUGUGAUGCUUAAAACCCACUUCAUCUCCAGAGAGACUGUGACAUGCUCUUGUUAUGCAUUUCAUCGCCUCAUCCUGCUGCUGAUGCUACGGCUAAUUAUGCUUUUUGUUUUAUUACUUUGUAAUAAAGGCCACAUUUAUUUUUGUAACUGUAAAA